Molecule: messenger RNA, 633 nt
Organism: Lactuca sativa (garden lettuce)
Lineage: Eukaryota; Viridiplantae; Streptophyta; Magnoliopsida; Asterales; Asteraceae
Source: RefSeq, a predicted model, not a curated record
AUGCAAAACAUGUUACCAAAGAAGAUGGGUGAUCCAGGAAGCAUAACCUUACCAUGCCAAUUCGAGAAUCUAGCAACUAGUCACGCUCUAGCCGACUUGGGAGCAAGUGUUAAUUUGAUGCCCUACUCGUUCCUCAAGAAGCUCGAUCUCCCCGAACCAAAAUCGGUUUGCACGAUCAUCCAUUUAACUAACAAGACUAUGACCUUCCCAAGAGGUAUUUGUGAAGAUUUAUUAGUGAAAGUUGAGAAGUUUGUUUUUCCUGUAGAUUUCAUCGUAUUAGUUAUGGAGGAAGACGAACAAGUCCCAAUCAUCCUUGGAAGGCUCUUCUUGAGCAUUACCCGAACCUUAGUUGAAAUUAGAGAGUCCAAACUCACUCUCCGAGUUGGAGAAGAGGCAGUCACUUUUAGCAUAAAUCGAGCAAUCCAACAUUUAUGGAUAAGUGACGAUACUGCCUUUUCUGUCGAUGUGUUUGAUGAACUACAUGAAAAAGAGCUAGGAGGGUGGAAAGAAAAAGAGACCGAGGGAUUUAUGGUGCUUGAAGAAGGAGAUUUUGAUGCCGAACUUGAUAUUCAAGAAUUGGAGAAGCUAUUGGAAGAAAGUGAGUACAAUGAAGUGAAGAAAGUGUUGGAUUAG